This is a messenger RNA of Acanthaster planci (crown-of-thorns starfish), 11995 nucleotides long. Its product is annotated as 3',5'-cyclic-AMP phosphodiesterase 4C-like. Gene Ontology annotation, molecular function: 3',5'-cyclic-nucleotide phosphodiesterase activity. NCBI's taxonomy places the organism in Eukaryota, Metazoa, Echinodermata, Asteroidea, Valvatida, Acanthasteridae. Gene Ontology annotation, biological process: signal transduction. The record is from RefSeq and is a predicted model, not a curated record.
GGUUGUUUUCUGAGUUGGUUUUAAUAAUGCACAAGUAACACAGGGUCACUGGAACAAAUCUGUAAAAGAAAAUAAUAUGAUUUGUUAAAAAAGAUUAAGCUGGUGCCGGGACAGUUAUAAUAAUACUAUGACGUCUUUACCUUAUACGUCACGUUCCAGUGCCUGGUGGACUCUCAGAAACAAUCCCAUAAAAACCAUCUUAAUUCCUUCAGGUGUGUGUAAUCAUCAAUUAGACCUGCUCAUGGGACUCAGAAACAACCCUAUAAACCAUCUCAACUCCUUGGGGAGUGUACAGCCAUCAGUGCAAGGGUGUUUUAUGCCAGACUAAUUUGGCAAUACAUUUGUAAUUUUGAAUUUUUUGGGAUAACACCAAAAAUCAAAGUAAAUGUAGUUAAGAAAUUAGCUGUGCGAAGAAAUGGCAUGUUCACCUUUGUAAUUUUCAUAUAAAACAGCCAGUCAGUUUCCCUGUUUAGUUUAUUGAAAAUGAUGUUAAAAUGCAGUAAUCAUCAUUCCAGGUAAGAUGAUACUGCCAUAUAAUCCUGUCAAUAGUUUAAAGGAAAAAACAUGAUCAUGCGAUCAGAGCGUGAGUAAAAUUUGUUCUAAAUAAAAGUUCGUUCCAUCUGCAUUGGGAAAUUAUAGGUUUAUUAAAACUGAUCUUACCAACAAGAAAACAAAAUAAUUGCACACAUGAAGGGCUGUUAGUAGGAGGUUUUGGAUGAUAAUGAAGCUGUGGACGUGCUCCUUUGAAGGACCUUGUGGCUCUAAUGUGUGACAGGUUCAAGCUAGGCAAAAAGCAACAAGGCUGUGAAAUCCCACCAAUAAUGGUCGUGCAUUCUAGGCCAGGAGCAUGGUCCGCUUGGGGGACGUUCAUUUUCAUUAGUCUAGCCACCAUCUGUUGUGGUAAGUGACCUUUGGAAAUCACUUGGGAUGAGAUUAAUGCUGAUGAUGGAUUUGGUUUUGUAGCCGUGUGGUAGGAGAAGAGUAGGAGACUGAAGUAAUUUGUUACCGUUUGCGGGUGCAAGAUCUUACAUUCAAGAAUGGCUUCUUUGUGUAUAUGAGAGUGGACGCUUUGUUGCUUGACAGUGGCAUCCCUUGAAUGACAUCCCAUUGCAUACCCAACACCGAGCAGCACAUUGAUCUGUAUUUUUCAUCUGAAAUGGAGAAACCAGUUAGAUGUCUGUGCGGGCUGCGGCCUCACAACUACCGUGACAUUCAACCGUGUCCUCUCUUUGUCAGCGAUGAGGAGGCUUUCCAAACACAUCACAUGGCGAGAUCCUCGUCACAUCUUUGUUUUUGUGAUGCAUUUCAGUGCAAAGCCUAUAAAAUCCAACAUCAGUUGAGCUUUGCUAUGCAAUGUCAACAUCCGGUAUCACAAAUUUGAGGGAAAAAGUCACAAAUAUCGAUCAACUUUCUUAUAAAUGCACAAAAGCAAACUUCAUGCUCACAAAAGGCAGUGCCAAUUUCGUUCAAAUUUCAGACCAUUGGCAGAGUGGCUUGAGUAACAUAAAUAUAAAAAGUGAGUCCAGUCCAUUGGGUAACAAAAAAAUUGCUCUGCAUCGUACAGACCUUCAUCGGCCUAGGCCCUACUGCCUUCACCAUUAUUUGAUCCAAGCGUGGGAUUGAGUGCAGAAGGAGUCUUGUUUGCUCUCCGCACAUUGGGAUGCUGUUUUUUUGGUCUUCAUGCGGCGCUGCAAUGCACAGAUCAGGAUGAUUAGCCAUCAAACUCCAGGACCGAUACACCCGUGGGUGGAUGCAUAAUUGCACCCAAGGCUUUAAAGGCCAUAAAAGCUUUCACUGUGUUAUUGUCCGUGGGCCAGGUCAGCAAAAAAUGGCAUAUAUUUCAAUGAGUUGCAUUCGCGAACAAAACUCAUUUCUGCAGCUGUGUUCCCCCAGACAGCCUAUUAGAAUUGAACAAGGUCAGGAUUUUUGUUUUUCUUAGUAAUUUUGCCGUCCGGGCAUUGCAUCACCCUCGUUAUCAUCCGAUUGUGUUUGUCAGAUUUAUCGCAUGUAUUACUGUAUGUGGAGGUGGUUGAUUUUCAACUAGUAUGUUGUGCAGCCAUGGAUUACAGGUGGUGCAUAUUUCUGUAUGCUGUAUGUAUUAGCCGUGUUGUUAUUGGCAGAUUUUGAAGUGCCGUCAUUCUUGCUGGUUGUGAUGCGGACUGGGAUUGCAUUAUCACGCUUGUGUCCCCAGCCUCAAAACUGACUCGGCCGACCGCUUCAUCUUCAAUAUUCAUCUGGCAUUGAGUUCCCUGGAUGGCAUAGGCUGGUGCUCGUGUGUAGACAGGCUGAUGUGCCCACUGCACGGAUGAAGGACUGCCCACUAUUCAUUGGGCUACACCCGAGGAAGGAAACACGCACAAAAAAUACAAUGUAGACUGGUUUGAGCACCUGCCUGGUGCACUAACAGAGCGAUAAGGCUGUUCUCUAAUUGGUCGAGCGCUUGGCACUGGAUGGAGAGUGGAAAAUGUAAAUUAGUGAAACCUGUGUUGGGGGAAAUCUAUGUGUUGGCCGAGUGGGAGCUCAACAAAAUCGGGUAUACUGGUGGGAAGAGGGAGAGAGACUGCUUAUUCCUUAGUGAUGUUAACAUGUAUUUGCUGGGUAUGAUCAUUCCUGGAAUGUGCUACACAGCUCAUGCACAGAAGUGAGUUUAAUUAAACUAGGCCCUACGUGCAGAAAAUACAUAUCCCAGUGAGACAAGUUUGGGAUGCUUGUAAAAUGUGAUGUACCCAAAAUAGGCAGUCUGGAUCCUGGAGCAGAGAAUGAAAAACUGGGUUAUCUGUAGACGAUGUGAACAGUCGUGGUGCACUUUCAGUGAACUCUACACCGUCUUCUGGGUUCCGAGGAACCUCAGCAUGACAGCCAAUUCCCUGCCUAUGCCCGCUCAUCAAGCAAGGAAUACUGUGAUUGGAACAGCAUGUACGCAUCUCGUAAAUACAUCUUGGAUGUGAUCACUGGUUAGGGCUGAUACCAGGCUCUGUCUCAGCUCAUUAAGAUUCUGUUGGCGUGCAGUGCAAUCUGCGUCAUAAGUUCAAAACUUUUGGAGCUGGCGAGUCAUGAUGAAAGCCAGAAGAGUGUGUGUAAUUGAAAUAUAUUGCGUGUGUUGGAAGCUAUAAAUUUGUGAGAAAACACAUUAGUUGAAUGUUUUUAUUUGUUUCAAUUUGGAGGAAGGUACCAGGAUAUAUGCACACACUAAUUACACCCUUGUUAUCGAAGUGGUAAUACUUGAAAAACCAGCAUGACAGCAAAUUUUGGCUUUGCUUCCCGGAUUCCACAUGACUUGAAUCGACACACCUUGGUUGUGUUCAGUUGCACUGGAUUCAUUUUAUACAGAAUCCCUGAGACAUAAAUAUGUCAGUGGGGAUAUGUAUAGCAUCUGCCGAGUGAUGUUUAUUCAGUUCACAUAUAAUACUCAGUGAUGUCCCCCUAACAAGAUACACUGUGUCAUCAAUUGUGACAUUUUCUUGGCAGGCAGGAAAGGCUCGAUGUGUCGUAAAUUAUGCAUGUCUUCGCUGACACUGAAGGUGGCAACUUCUUCUAGAGAAAAAGAAGAUGAAACUGGAGUCUUUUGGGCAGUGUUUGUGAAUCAUCCUUCAGCCUUGGGUUGGGCUGGUUGUGUGUGAUCUUGGGCAGUAUUUUACCACAUAUAAUAGAUUAUGGCAGCUGCAUCUCUUUUGCAGAUGAAAAGCCAGCCUAUCCACAGGAAGUUUAUAACGCAACACUUUCCAUGAACUCUCUGUGCAUGGUGUUGAAUACAUAUAUAUACAGUACAUCCUCUUUAAUGAGAAAGUCUUCUGAAAGAGAACUGGAGUAGUGUUACAUACACUUCUUGAGUCAGUCACAACUUUCUGAGCCCUGAGUCACAAGUUCCUGGAACUCUAUGCUGAAACAAAGUUCAGAUGGGUGAGAGGUUCCACUCAGUGGGCCACCGGGCAAGUUGAAGCAAUCUGCAGUUGGUAGUUGGACCCGUACGUGUAGGUUUUCGUAGGCAUCCACUGGCUACGUGUCUUGGCACCAGUUCAAGUGUGCUUUGUGUCUUGGAAGUGAGAUACAGGCAGACCCAUCUUGAUAAAGAUCAGCUGAAAUUACUGGAGGAGUUUGAACUAGGUUGUGACCUGUAUGGUAUGCCAGACAUAGGCCUAUGUGUUCAGUACGCACAUAUUCGUAUUGGCAUAGGAAACCGUGGCAUGCCUCGGGAAUUAGACAGUCAUUAUGUGUCUACUCUCCAUGUAAUUGCCUGUCGAGUUGUUUAUAUGCACAUUCAUUUUAGAAAUGUCAUAUACCUAUUUUGUCAUGGGUUCUGAAAUUUUGACUGACUUUUAAUGCUUGAGCAAUGUUGUGACACUGACUUGAUUGUUCAUAGGUCCAAAAUUGUUCAGGAACAGUCAGUUUCACCUGACUGUGUUAGGGAACCUUUCUAGUUGGUCAGAACUGGAAGCUGUCAGUUGUAGAAAUCUGCACCUGCAGGCUGUUUUUUCACUUGAAGAGUUCUGCUACAACCUCACUGCCCAGCUGCAUGUAACUUUCUGCAGGAGCACAGCGUUAAGGUGUAAUCACUUCCAUCAUCCUUGUCACGGGGAGCACUCAAGACGGAACGGUCUGCAGCAGUAAUUGGUCCAUAGUCAGCCAUCCUCCAGCUUUCUCCCCCCCCCCCCACUUCUAUCUGUUUUGCUGACACCCAUGACGCUAAACUGUGCCUUCAUGCGGCCAUAUGGGCCCCGCUUGCCACGUUGCUCACAGCGUACCACACCGAGCAAUCUCAGUCCAGUCUCCCCGCUGCUGUCACCAUACAGGGAGCACAAUCCCCCUCUGAGCGCCCAUGAAGGGGGAGAGAUGUCGCGCCUGAGUCUGAAAAUACGCAAGCUCUCUGAGCCAGUUUUCAGCUUUGAUGUUGAGAAUGGCGCCUCACCAAGCCGCAGUCCAGGCAUCGAUGCCGCCAGCCCUUCCUCGGGACUCAUUCUCUCGGCCAACCUGCCUCAGAGAAGAGAGUCCUUCCUGUACAGAUCGGACAGCGAUUUUGACCUGUCACCAAAAUCAAUGUCCAGGAAUUCAUCCAUCACAAGUGACUGUCACAAUGCAGAGGACGUGAUCGUCACACCAUUUGCUCAAAUUCUUGCCAGUUUGCGGAGUAUUCGUAAGAACUACGCCUCGCUCACAGGGUUACCAUCCAAUUUUAGCAGCAGGCAAUCGCCGAAGGACAAGUUACACCAAAUUAAGCCCAACCCGCCCAAUGUUGACGAGAACUAUGGGAAGCUGGCAUUGGAAACCAUGGAAGAGCUGGACUGGUGUCUGGAGCAGCUGGAAUCAAUGCAGACCCAUCGCUCAGUCAGUGACCUGGCUACAAGUAAAUUCAGACGUAUGCUUGGGAGAGAGUUAUCAGCAUUCUCAGAGACGAGUAAAUCAGGCAACCAAGUAUCAGAGUUCCUACUAAGCACAUAUAUUGACAAGAACCCAGACAUCGACCUGCCAGUCCAGCAAUUGCGAGAUGCUCCCUCCCCCUCCCCCAUCCCCAAGAACGCCCCCUCCAGGGUCGACAGCAAGGGCCUAACAACGACUGCAGCGAUGCGACGGAGCAAUGAGGUGGGAAAAGUCAAGACAGUCCCCAAGCUGAAGCACCACAACAGCCUGACACAGGACGUGGUGCCGCGGUUUGGGGUGUCGUACGAGAAGGAGGAAGACAUGGAAAAUGAAAUGGCCCAUGUGGACCGGUGGGGAUUUGAUGCUUUUAAAAUCGAUGACCUUACAAACCACAAACCCCUCACGGCCGUCACAUAUACAAUUCUUCAAGAAAGAGGCUUACUGAAAACAUUUCAGAUCCCCCCAAAGACAUUAAUAGGAUACAUCAGAACAUUAGAGGACAACUAUAAUAAAGAUGUGAAAUACCACAACCAGAUUCAUGCAGCAGACGUCGUCCAGUCAACCAACUACCUUCUUUCAGCGCCAGCACUUGAGAAUGUAUUCACCGACAUUGAAAUCUUAGCAGCGAUAUAUGCAGCAGCAAUACAUGAUGUGCGCCAUCCGGGAUUGAAUAACCAAUUCCUCAUCGCAUCAAGCUCGGAGCUUGCCAUCCUAUACAAUGACGAGUCAGUCCUGGAGAACCACUCAUUAGCGGUGGCAUUCAAGUUACUGCAGCUUGAGAACUGCAACCUGUUUGAGACACUCACCAAAAAGCAGCUACAGCAGCUCAGGAGAUUAGUCAUCGACAUGGUUUUAGCAACAGACAUGUCCAAGCAUAUGAGCUUGCUGGCCGACUUGAAAACUAUGGUGGAGUCCAAGAAAGUUGCAGGGUCAGGCGUGUUAUUACUUGACAACUACAACGACAGAAUGAUGGUUUUAAAGAACUUGGUCCACUGCGCCGAUCUGGGGAACCCGACCCGUCCACUGGACAUCUACCGCAAGUGGACAGAGCGGGUGAUGGAGGAGUUCUUCCUGCAGGGUGACCUGGAGAGGCAGAAGGGCAUGGACGUCAGCCCCAUGAUGGAUCGGUACAAUGCCUCCAUCGAGAAGUCCCAGGUGGGCUUCAUUGACUUCAUCGUGCACCCACUGUGGGAGACGUGGGCCGACCUGGUCUAUCCGGAUGCCCAAGAGCUCCUGGACAACCUGGAGGAGAACCGGGACUGGUACAACAGCCAGAUCCGCAACAGCCCCACGCCCACCUCAGAGGAGGACACCAUCAAGGAGACAGACGAGGACGAGAAGUUCCAGUUUGAGAUGUCGCCAGUGGAGGGUACCGAAGUCAUCCGCAACAACGCCGACAACAACACCCCUGCCAAGAGGGACCCAACCAGGGCGAACUCCAAGGAGUUCUCCCACCCAGAAGUGGUGGAGACAGAUGCCUGCGAGUACAAAUUUGCCAAGCUGAAGGAGAAGUCAUCAAAGGAGAUGGACUUAUAAUGCUGGCCAGGAUGGUCACCCAAUUGAUGCUCAUCGACUUGUGUAUAAUAUUAGUGCAGUUUUAUUUAUCGUAAACUAUGUGCAGAGAGGAAGUCGUCACAACAUUUGGGUACUUUCAAACAAGUUAAUUUGACAAAUUUUGAAAAAAGUGCUGCCAAAUAACAGAAAUAACACUAUUUAUUGAACACAGAUUUUCUUGUAGGAUUGUUUCUUUUUUAUUAUCAAAUGCACAGGUUUUCCACAAAGAGCUGUUGACUAAUACUUUUUUGCACCGUUUCUCGUCUUUAGCCAAUUUAACAAAUAAGGAAUUUUCAAGAAUGGGUAUUUCACCUUGAACUUGGGAUAAAUGGCAUUUGUGGCCCCGAUCUCUUCUCAGUCUGCUAGCCUUUGCCACCUUGAAAAUGCUGCCCACGUGGCAAAUGAUAUACCCAUGGAAAGGUUGCCCAGCAGCAUCACGAGCCCUGAAGCCCUCCCUUCUUGCUUCUUGCUGGCCACGCCCCUACAAGCUGCCCAAAAGGGGAUGUUCACCUACCCACAGACUGCAGAAGGGAGCCGUGUCGUUCAAGCCCAAGUCCAGUGCAGUCUAUUACAAUCCAUGUUUGCACACACCUGCAAUCUCCUCACUGUUGGGCAGGGCCAUGCCGCCUAGCCACAGUGGUUGGUUUCCUUUGAACACGAGAGUUUCACAGGAUACCACUGAAUCAUCCUGUGACCUACUGAACCAGAGACUAAUUAAAUGUGUGCAUUCAACCUGCUGUACACCUCCUUUGGAGCUGCAUUAAAGUGUAAUGAGAUGAGUGCAGCUUACCUGCAGCCACAGUUAACCUGCGUGACCCUUUGUCGUUAGGCUUCACUUGUUUGUCGGCCUUUAGAUUUUUCUCCUGGGUCAAAGGUGACAAAACUCUAAACUGUAGGCACUCGGGCAACUGUUCUACAAAGCAAUAGAUUAACUUCACCGGUAGGACAAGAGUUGUAGGUGAUAAUGUGCUUUGUUUACAUUUCUAGGGCACAUAGGUGUAUAAUCACCUUUGUGUAAAAAAAAAGAAUUGAAGGCCAUGGCCAAUUUAAUAAAGUGGUUCACUAGUUGGGCACUAGUUUUAAAAGACUGAAAGUUAUUAGAUUGCAGCCUCCUUACUUGUUAAGAUUGUUCAUUUAAGUUUGAAUUUACAGGUCCAAAAUUGCCAAAGGACAGUAUUUGUAAUAUCAAAGGUUUUCACGUACAGCAAACUGCAGAACCUGGAAAGAAAUUGUUCCAGUCCUGACGUAGGUUGCAUCUGAGAGUUGUACUUUGAAAGCGAUGCAUUUAUUAGACAAUGCAUAUAGUUUAUGAAAUCACUAACACCUGUUUGACAGAUUUCUUGAUUUCUUGUGCCAAAUUCCAACGUGUAACUUAUUCCUGUUUCCAUCUUUUGCUUUUGAGUCAUUUCUUUUUCUCACAUUUGCUGCUUACUGUGUUACAUCUGAGAACUUGAGAAAAAUUCCACUUGGCUUUCACAAAAAAAAACAGUUUUCUUGAAUCUGUUUAACUUUGACACUAUCGACGUGGGUUGAGGUGUCUGAACAGUAUUAGUACGGGGGGUUCAUUUUGAUAAUGCCAUUUUUUAAUUUUGUGUAAUAAACUCCAAAUGUGCGCUAGUGGUAUACUAGUGUUUCUAAACAUCAGCAUUAAUUUAUUCCAGUGUUAUAUCACAGCAGGACCCAAUUCCGUGGCGCUGCUUACCGCAAAGUCUGUGCUUACAGCGCAAGUAUUUCAUGGGUUAGCAAGGAAUUUUGGCUUGUGUGUAUGCGUAUGUACUGUAACUAAGGAUUCUGUGCUUAAAAGGUUAGCAGAGAAUUUUUCUGCUAGCAUGGUUAGUGCAGAAUGAAAAUCGUAAGCAUUGAAUUCUGCAGCAAGCAGCGCCAUGACAUUGGGUCCUGGUUGUAAUGGUAUCUUUGAGAGUGUCAAAUCCCCACCUUCAUAAAUUACACAGUUUAUACUCAUAGACAGCAGGAUAAGUAAUGUCAAGUUUACUGGCAGACAUUAGAAGAAACUCAAAGCCACAGUUCCACUUGGAUUCAUAAGGAUGGAGUCCCCCCCCAAAAAAAAGGCUCAUAGAAGUAACUGCUUUGCCCAUUUUGGAUUUUGGCAACUUACUGUUUAUUAGAAAGAUACUGAGUUUUACUACACGAUUCAGAAUUGCUUUGUGAACACUUGGUCCCCCCUCCCCCGCAACGAGAAAAAGGCAUGCAUGCAGUCGGUACCCAUGCGAAGACUGUACAUUCAAACCAAUCGUGCUUGCUCCAUGCCCUGCCCGCACAACAGUGUUUCCCACCAAAGGGGCAUCGUUGCCCAGAGGUACAUGAGCUGAAAUUGAUUUUUACAUGCUGUUGAGAGUGAAUAAUCAUGCUGGUGUGCAUUUCACUGAGCUGUGAAGCACACAGUAGCUGGAAACCAGUUAAAAUCAGUACAAUUUGCAUGAAUUUGGGGGGUUGGUUAACUUUUUUUACCAAAUGUUAACCCAGGCAUAUCAAAUUUCUCUAUGCUGCAGUUUCCGAACAUAUGUUGGCAGAAACCACUAAUCCCAAAAAAAGGUGUUUUCUCACAAAACAGCUGUUGUUACCUCGAAAUGUUCCCCAAAAUUAGACAAGUGAUUUAUUUCCUUUUUGGAUAUGGUAUGCGUGUUCCAACUCUCUUGUAUUCAGCUUGUACCCCCCCUUCCCCUCAAGAAGAUUGGCAAUUUCUUUCGUUUUGGGUUUGCCUGUAAAGUUCUGUUGGCCAACCUUUUUUAUGCACGCACUGGCGAGUCAAGUAUUUUAUGCAAGUUGUAUGGCCUACCAAGGUCAGGAAUGUACAUUUACUUGAAGAAAACAUGGUUGUAUUAAUUAGAAGAUUGAGUGACUCGGCAAAAGUAGGGAUGGUAUUCCCAAAGAUAACGUAAUAUAAAUAAUGUAAAAGAUUAUGUAAAUAUUGGUUGUAACACUGUACAGAGUAUGCGUGUGUGUUUUAGGUACCGCUGUAUAUCUACAUGUAGAUACCACCCAGGACACACUGUCAAACUGUACAUAUAAUUAGACGUUUUCAGUUUUCUGAAAGCAAAAUAUAAUCUUAUAUUAUACCUCAUAACAUUGUUUGAUAAUUAUUUUGCAUUAAUAUUUAAGAAUUAUGUUCCUUGAAUAAUUGGAGGACUUAUUAGAAAUAGUGUGAAUAAUUUAAAAUAGAGCUUUCAAGUAUUAAAAAAGCCCAAAUUUGAAGUAAUAAAAAAAUCACUGUUCUGUGGCAUGUGUUUGAUAUCAUAUACCUAGCCCCCACAUAGGCUGGCUCAUGGUAUUCAAGUGGGGCCCAGUUUCAUGAAGCUGCCUGAGAGAAAUAGUUCUUAGGCCACAUCCAAAGAACUUGGUUGUGGCUCGAUAUCAUACACAAGUCUAUGGUUGUGGCUGCAGCCACUUCUCAUAUAAGCCACAGCCAAAUGAUUCAGACAUGGUCUUGGAAAGUUUGUCUGCUGAGCAAUAACUGGGAACCAGUUACAAGAGGUGUACUUCGCAUGACUUCUUUUAUCUUGUAACCUGUUUUUGCUAAGCAGAUAUUUUCCCCACUCGGGGCUAAAAGCACCUUGAAAUUGGGCCUAGGUUGGCUGGAAAGAAGUACAGGAAGGCCUCAAAAUGAGGGAUUUGAUAUUCGAAUUCUCGUAGUCAUUUAUGCAGCCAAUCAUGCGACAGCAGUUUGUGGGACAUAACUUAACAUUGGUCAUCAGUGCAUGGUAACUAAAAUGCUAUGAAGGAUGUCAUUGGUAGGAAAUCAAGACAAGCUGUGCAGACAAACUUCUAUGCAUAUAAUCGCUCUUGGUUUUUUACAUGUAAAUUUGAAUUUUGAAAGGUGUAUUCUGGGGAGCUUGUGGCAGAUUUUUGGUGUUUUUUUUGGUUUUUGGGGGGUGGGAGAACUUUGGCAUUGCUUGAGUGUCAGAAGUAUUUGAAAUUGAAAUUCCAAACCAGUGUAAGAAACCUUUGUAUUUGUCAAAACAUAUUGUUCAGAUUUGCAAUACUUUUGCCAAUUGCACUUUGUUUUGAGAUGGUCUCAGUCGGUAGAGAAAAGUUAGGAGCAACAAUGUAAAUUGUAUCCUGAAGUUCAGAUUUUCAUCUUCACAGACUAUUCUAGAGGCAGAAAUAGUGUUAAGUAGGUUUUCAACAACGGUACACCAUUGGUAAGAAUAUGUUGCAUGCUUGCAUAUCUUUUCACAACACAAUACAGUCCUCACCAAAAAAAAGAGAAAGUUGUUUCUUUAAAAAUUCAAAUAACAUACAAGAACUUGCAAGGAAACGUAAAGAACAGUUGUCCUUGAAUGUCCACAAAUACAAUUCCAAAUGAGAUGAUUAAAAACAGACGUGGGACCCAAAUUGUCACUGUAGGCUGCCAGUUUUUAAGUUAACAUCAUUGGACAAGAUUUUUACAGCUAGACAGCACUGCUAUGCACUGCAUACAUCAGUAUACUGGGCAAACCUCAGUAUUUAAAAUUAAGGUUAAAAUCUUAUUUUGUCUCAUUUUCGAUAGUAUUUUUGUCUCUAAAAUCUGCGAUUUAGAUUGCAUACGGCACAAUCACUACCUGAAGUCAUAAUUGCCUCCUGCUACCCAUUUGUCAUGUGAAAAUGGUUCAUGCACAGAGUAUUAUCAAAACAAUCAAGAUGGAAACCCUGCUCGCGUUGCCAUUGGUUCGCAAUCGCAGUUUGAAAAAGGCGAUUUCACUCAGGGCACUACUUUAAAAACUACUUCAGAUUUAUGCAGCUAUUUCUUAUUGACAGCCAAAAUCACAUCUUAUACCUUCCCAUCCCCAUUCAUCAGACAGUAUACCCAAAUUAAAUUCAUGAGUCUUCGGUUUUUGAGGGCAAGUGGGUAAGGUUUGUUCUUGUCCUACCUGCACUCUCCCAUGUCUAUUGGGUUUUCCCCCUUUUAAAACGGACAUUUAAUGCGUGAAAUAAUGUUGUAAUAUUUUACCCUGUUUCCUGAUUUUGCCAAUGGUGUAUUGAUGCUGAAAACUGAGUUUUGUCACCGUCUCAAAGAAUGAAUUGAUGCACAGAAAUGAAUUUAAAAAAAAAAACUCCGAGAAUAAAUGAGUCCAUCACAAAAACGUCA